ACACACACCACCUCAGCUACCCCGCGAUAGUCAAGGUGCCCCCCCCAUUGCCACACUGGACAGCUGCUAGACUUCACAUCAGUCGGCAAACUGGGGAAGAGGCAACAAGCCGGUGAGGACGCUCGUCCCAACAAGAAAGAAAAGGUUAUGACAGAAAAGAUGCAGGUCGACAGCCCUGCUACUGCCGUUGAGCAGCUCAAAGAAGCCUCUGCCAACAAUGGCGGCAUCGACGAGUCUCUAUACAGCAGACAACUGUAUGUGCUGGGCCACGAGGCCAUGAAGCGCAUGGGCUCGUCCAACGUCCUUGUUGCUGGUCUGCGAGGUCUCGGUGUUGAGAUUGCGAAGAACAUCGCCCUUGCCGGAGUCAAAUCGCUGACGCUCUACGACCCCAAGCCUGCCGCGCUCGCCGAUCUAUCUUCGCAGUUCUUCCUCACCCCCGACGACGUAGGAAAGCCGCGCGCUUCCGUCACCGUACCCCGCGUCUCCGAACUGAACCCAUACACACCCGUCCAGGAAUUCAGCGGCGGAGAUCUGACGUCAGACCUGUCACAGCUGAAGCAAUUCCAGGUUAUUGUCCUUACAGACACAUCGCUAGACGACCAGAUCAAGAUUGCCGACUAUUGCCAUGAGAACGGCAUCUACAUUGUAAUCACCGAUACAUACGGUCUGUUUGGUACCAUCUUCACCGACUUUGGCAAGAACUUCACCGUUGGCGACCCCACUGGCGAGAACGCCAACACUGGUAUCAUUGCUGGAAUCGACGAGGAGGGCAUUGUAUCAGCAUUGGAUGAGACCAGGCAUGGUCUGGAAGACGGUGACUGGGUCACGUUUUCAGAAGUCGAGGGCAUGGAGGGUCUCAACGGCUGCGCGCCCCGCAAGAUUGAGGUCAAGGGACCCUAUACCUUCUCGAUUGGCGAUGUUUCGGGCCUAGGAGCAUACAAGCGGGGCGGCCAGUUUAUCCAGGUCAAGAUGCCUAAGAUUAUCGACUUUGAGCCAUUCAGCAAGCAGCUAAAGAAGCCCGAACUUCUCAUUUCUGACUUUGCAAAGUUCGACCGGCCGCAACAGCUGCACGUCGGUAUUCAAGCUCUCCACAAGUUUGCAAAACUUCACAGCGGCGAGUUCCCGCGUCCGCACCACGAGGCUGAUGCGACAGAGCUAUUUAAGAUUGCGCAAGAAAUUGCCGCUGAAGGGGAAGAGAAGGUUGAGCUGGACGAGAAGCUCAUCAAGGAGCUCAGUUACCAGGCUCGCGGUGACCUCAGCCCUGUCGCUGCUUUCUUUGGUGGAAUGGCCGCUCAGGAAGUGCUGAAAUCUGUGUCGGGAAAGUUCCACCCGAUUGUCCAGUUCCUCUACUUUGAUUCGCUAGAGUCUCUUCCCACCUCGACCACUCGUUCGGAAGAGCAGUGCGCUCCAAUUGGCUCCCGUUACGACGGCCAGAUCGCGGUGCUCGGUCAAGAAUACCAAAAGAAGCUCAGCAAUGUCAAGCAAUUCCUCGUGGGUGCGGGUGCCAUUGGUUGUGAGAUGCUCAAGAACUGGGCCAUGAUGGGCCUAGCGACUGGUCCUGAAGGCAAGAUUACCGUGACCGACAACGACCAGAUUGAGAAGAGCAACCUGAACCGCCAGUUCUUGUUCAGGCCCGCAGAUGUCGGCAAGCUAAAGAGCGACGCUGCUGCAAAGGCGGUGCAGGUCAUGAACCCUGAUCUCAAGGGAAAGAUUGUCACACUGCAGGACAAGGUUGGCCCCGAUACCGAGCACAUCUUCAAUGAGGAGUUCUGGAACUCACUUGACGGUGUGACCAACGCGCUGGACAAUGUGGAGGCACGCACAUACGUCGACCGACGAUGUGUCUUUUUCCGCAAGCCUCUACUUGACAGCGGCACUCUCGGUACCAAGGGCAACACUCAGGUUGUGCUGCCAUUCAUCACAGAGUCAUACUCGUCGUCACAAGAUCCACCAGAGAAGUCUUUCCCCAUGUGUACAUUGAGGAGUUUCCCCAACCGAAUCGAACACACCAUUGCAUGGGCCCGAGAGUCUUUCGAUUCGCUGUUUGUCAAGGGGCCUGAGAUUGCCAACUUGUACCUGACGCAACCCGACUACCUUGGCGCGUCGCUGAAGCAAUCUGGAAACGAGAAGCAGACGCUGGAGACUCUGCGAGACUUCUUGGUCACUGAGAAGCCGCUGACCUUUGAUGACUGCAUCAUCUGGGCCCGUCACCAGUUCGAGAAGAACUACAACCACGCGAUUGCGCAAUUGUUGUACAACUUUCCCAAGGACUCCAAGACUGGCUCUGGUCAGCCGUUCUGGUCAGGACCGAAGCGCGCGCCCGACCCAACCAAGUUCGACCCCUCCAACCCGACUCACUUUACCUACGUGGAAGCUGCCGCCACGCUGCACGCCUACAACUAUGGUAUCAAGCCGAACGCAUCCAAGGAACACUACGUGGAGGUGCUCAAUGACAUGAUUGUUCCCGACUUCCAGCCCGACCCCACUGUGAAAAUACAGGCAGACGAGAAAGAGCCUGAUCCAAAUGCCAAUCAGUCUGGUGGUGAUGAUAAUGAUGCACUCAACAGCAUCAUUAACCAGCUGCCGGAUCCAAAGUCUCUGGCUGGUUUCAAGCUUGAGCCUGUCGAGUUUGAAAAGGACGAUGACACCAAUCAUCACAUUGACUUUAUCACUGCCGCUAGCAAUCUCCGUGCCGAGAACUACAAGAUCGAGCAGGCAGACCGCCACAAGACCAAGUUCAUUGCUGGCAAGAUCAUUCCUGCCAUUGCAACGACUACGGCGCUUGUCACUGGUCUUGUCAACCUUGAGCUGUACAAGAUCAUUGACGGCAAGACCGACAUUGAGCAAUACAAGAACGGCUUCAUCAACCUGGCGCUGCCCUUCUUUGGUUUCAGUGAGCCAAUAGCAAGUCCCAAGGGUACAUACCAGAGCCACGAUGGCGAAGUAACGAUUGACAAGCUGUGGGAUCGCUUCGAGGUCGACGAUAUUACUCUGAAGGAGUUUGUUGAUCACUUUGAGGAGAAGGGACUCUCGAUCCAGAUGAUCAGUUCUGGAGUUAGCUUGUUGUACGCAUCUUUCUACCCUCCUUCGAAGCUGAAGGACAGGAUGCCUCUGAAGAUGAGCAAGCUUGUGGAGCACGUUAGCAAGAAGCCCGUCCCCGACCACCAGAAGAAUGUCAUUUUCGAAAUCACGGCAGAGGACCAGAAGGAAGAGGAUGUAGAGAUACCAUAUGUGAUGGUCAAGCUGAAGUAGAUGCUUCUGGUUCGACUCAUGACGGAAUGGAUAUUGGAUUAGUCUCGGAAGACUGGAUGCAGACGAUGGCAAUAGGAAUUAGACGAGCAUAGCUUGCAUGAAUAGAUGUCACAGU
Exserohilum turcica Et28A is the source of this 3367-nucleotide messenger RNA. RefSeq lists its product as uncharacterized. Gene Ontology annotation, molecular function: SUMO activating enzyme activity. Lineage: Eukaryota; Fungi; Ascomycota; Dothideomycetes; Pleosporales; Pleosporaceae. Gene Ontology annotation, cellular component: cytoplasm; SUMO activating enzyme complex. The record is from RefSeq and is a predicted model, not a curated record. Gene Ontology annotation, biological process: protein sumoylation. The transcript has 3 exons. The coding region runs from base 148 to 3252 and encodes 1034 amino acids.